AUGCAACUAGUCGCGAUAUUAAAGAAGACGCUCUUGUUGGCGUUAUUAAUAUUUUUGCAUCUAUUGCAUCUCAGCGUUCAAUUAUUUAAAAGUCUCAAAGCAGCACUCAGAUUACGAAAGAGUUAUAACGUUCAAGCGCCAAGAACUUUAGCAGUUGUCCUAAUUUUGAAUGAAUAUAAAGGGCUUUGGAAGCGUGACAAGCAGUUACAAUGGUUAAUAGAUAGCGCUAAGAAUGCUACCAGGUGGUGCGAAAACCAUGGUGUUCAGCAACUAACUAUAUAUGAGCACACAGGAACUCUCAAAAAGUAUUAUAACGAUGUCGAUGUCGAAGAUACGAGUACAGAUACGCCACCGCUGUCUCCUCCACCAACACCUACAUUAACCCCACAGAGUCUUGGUAACAUAAACAAAAGUACCGUCUCUGUGAGACUACUCUCAGGCGAUGAAGCAACGGAGAGAUUCUUCAAAGUAGCUGCGGAUGUCCAAAACGAGGAAUUUAGUUCACAUACCCAACGAAUCGCAUUCACAGAUAGUCUUAUGAAGAGAUGGUAUAAGCAUGAUGAUCCCGAAUUAAUAGUUGUUCACCACCUUCAACCAUCAUUCAUCAGUAAAUGUUUACAGGUGAAGGGGUUCCCUCCAUGGCAACUCAGGGUUGGUGAAAUAUAUCAUGAAAAAUAUCGUUUGCCGUUCUCAAGGGGCGCGUUAUCGGAAGACGUUCUAACAAGGGCACUCUAUUCAUAUGGUAAAGUCGAACAACGUCUAGGAAAGUAG
Wallemia mellicola CBS 633.66 is the source of this 771-nucleotide messenger RNA. RefSeq lists its product as hypothetical. Gene Ontology annotation, cellular component: dehydrodolichyl diphosphate synthase complex; endoplasmic reticulum membrane. Lineage: Eukaryota; Fungi; Basidiomycota; Wallemiomycetes; Wallemiales; Wallemiaceae. Bases 1 to 771 code for a protein of 256 amino acids. Gene Ontology annotation, molecular function: ditrans,polycis-polyprenyl diphosphate synthase [(2E,6E)-farnesyl diphosphate specific] activity. The transcript has 2 exons. The record is from RefSeq and is a predicted model, not a curated record.